AUGCCAGCUUGUCGUAUUAUGGUAAAGACUAUGUUAGGAGUCGAAGCAGAAAAAGAAAUAAUUAAAAUACCAUUAGAUGAUAGUACAAUUAGUCGUAGGAUUAUAAAUAUAUCAGAGGAUAUUGAGGAGCAGGUUAUUGAAGUUAUAAAAAGUGGAGAAUUAUUUGCCUUGCAAGUUGAUGAAUCAACAGACAUAAGUGGGAAAGCUCAAUUAAUGGCAUUUAUUAGAUUUAUUGUAAAUUCAAAAAUAGUUAGUCAAUUUUGUUGUUGUAAAGAAUUAUCUGGGACAACAACUGGUCGAGAUGUUUUUGAUGUCAUAAAUAAAUAUUUUAAAAAUUAUGGUAUAUCGUGGACUUUUUGUGUAAGUAUUUGUACAGUUGGGGCGCCAUCAAUGACAGGCUCUAUUAAAGGAUUUAUUGCAAUUGCCAAAAAUCAAAAUCCUAAUAUAAACACAACACACUGUUUUUUACAGUGGGAGAUAUUAGUAGCAAAAAGCAUUGUUAAUGAAUUAAAGAUUGUAUUUGAUCAAGUCGUAAAAAUGGCGAAUUUUAUUAAAAGUAGACCUCAAAAAAUUCGAUUAUUGUCCCAGUUAUGUGAAUCAAUGGAAUCUGACCACUAUACAUUGAUUAUUUAUACAAAAGUACGUUGGUUAUCAAAAGGGCAAGUUUUAUCACAUUUUUAUGAACUUAGAGAAGAACUUUUAGUAUAUAUUACAAUGGAACAAAUGGAAUAUUCCGAUUAUUUAUCCGAUGAAUUUUGGUGUUCAAAAUUAGCAUAUUUAGCUGAUAUUUUUGAACACCUGAAUCAAUUAAAUUUAAGCAUGCAAGGUGAAAAUCAGAAUUUAUUAAUAUCUACAGACAAAAUGGCUGCAUUAAAAGGCAUAUUAUUGAUUUAG
Messenger RNA from Sipha flava (yellow sugarcane aphid), 894 nucleotides. Its product is annotated as zinc finger BED domain-containing protein 5-like. Lineage: Eukaryota; Metazoa; Arthropoda; Insecta; Hemiptera; Aphididae. The coding region runs from base 1 to 894 and encodes 297 amino acids. The record is from RefSeq and is a predicted model, not a curated record. The transcript has a single exon.